UCUGCAUCUUGGCUAGACUUCACGAGAGGGGAUCACGAUUGCCAAACAGCUACCGAUAUUUCUGCUGAUCCGGAUUGCAUGCUGCAUCGGAUCGGUUUUGUAGUUUCAUGAAGUUUCGAUUAGAUCACGGCGCUUGUGGGUUCAAUUACGGUUUAGAAAGAUUGGCCAACGCUAAAGAGCUUUUGUGUCGCAAAGUGAAGGCUUAGAGGCGAGGAGAAGGUACAGCGGGCCCGGCUGAAUGCGGCAUUAUUGUGCUGUGAUUACAGGUUUUGGAAUAGAAGCUGCAGAGGUUUUGUGGAGUGCGGCGAAGAUGUGUAGAGAUUUGGUGCGGGUUGAGUGGUGUGGUAGGAGGCAAUGAUUUGAUGGCGUUUGGAGAAGUGUGUUGGAGAUCGUCAUAAGAGUAGAGUUUUAGCAGGAGGAACGAGAAGAAGGGAUUGGGGAGAGGGUGUUUUGUGAUGGGUUUGUUGCUGAGGUAAUUUGCAGGGGUGGAGUGAGUUGAAGAGGUCGUUGCGGGACGAGGAGGACAGCAUGGGAGGGCCAUUAGACACCUUAGGCGAACACCUCACCUUAGCCCGGGAGUACGCAUUGCUAGGAAACUAUGACACCGCUCUGAUUUUUUUUGAAGGAGUUCACGCGCAAAUUAAUAAGCAUUUAAGCAAUGUGGGCGAUCCAUAUCUUCGUACUAAGUGGAAUAAAUGCAAGAAAGAUCUUAUGGAAGAAUUCGAUAUUGUGAAGCAGAUUGACGCUGAGAGGCAAGCCUUCAAGGAUGCUCCUGGCAGUCAUCCUCGUCCGUCAUCUCCGCCAAUAGCAGUAGCUGCAUCAUCAAUACGCCAUGCGCAAGAACGUUACAGGGAAGAACGAGAUACUUUCUUUCCUGUUGAAGAAAUAUUUGUGUCUCAUCCUCCAAGUCGAACAGAUAAUUCGAGGUCAGAUCCCCUUGACGACCCCGAUGUUUGGAGACCUCCUAGUCGCGAUAUUCUUCCACAGUACGGAACAAGACGGCCAACAAAAGCAGGCCAAAUGGCAGCAGCUUCUCAAGCUAAACGAAUGGCUGCCUACGCUAGAGGAGCAGGGGAUAAGGCUUCCACUCAAGUGGGGCGAGGAAAUAAGGUGAUCACAACAGCUUCGUCUAAAAGCUUUGGCGCAGGAGCUGGGGCGGUUUCGAAGGGAUCUUCUCUUCCUGGCAACACGGGCCCUCGCAAAAGCACUAGCAUGACUGGUCGCUCAACCUCCACUAAACGAGAAGCAUUGAAUGGGGCCCCAGAAGAGGAGGUACCACGAGGAAUGCCUAGUAGAAAAGGAAAAUACGAAGGUCCCGACACUGAGCUUGCGGCUAUGUUGGAAAGAGAUGUCCUUGAGAGUAGUCCUGGUGUCCGAUGGGAGCACAUUGCGGGUCUCACUGAAGCAAAGCGUUUGCUAGAGGAAGCUGUGGUUUUGCCUCUUUGGAUGCCUGAAUAUUUCCAGGGGAUUCGGCGCCCGUGGAAAGGGGUGCUGAUGUUUGGUCCACCCGGCACUGGUAAAACACUUCUAGCGAAAGCAGUGGCAACAGAGUGCGGGACUACCUUCUUUAACGUCUCGUCCGCCACGCUGGCAUCAAAAUGGCGAGGGGAGAGUGAGCGUAUGGUGAGAGUCUUAUUUGAUCUUGCCCGUGCCUACGCUCCUAGCACAAUAUUCAUUGACGAGAUCGAUUCUCUCUGCAAUGCCCGUGGUUCAUCUGGAGAGCACGAGUCAUCGAGACGAGUGAAAUCAGAGCUACUUGUGCAAGUGGAUGGUGUGAAUGGCACAGGCGAGGAUGGUGAAAAGAAAAUCGUUAUGGUGUUAGCAGCAACAAACUUCCCUUGGGACAUUGACGAAGCACUCAGGAGACGACUUGAAAAGAGGAUUUACAUUCCUCUUCCAGUAGAAGAGGGUCGGCGGGAACUCAUUCGCAUCAACCUCAAAGAUAUUGAGGUUGCCAAGGAUGUGGAUAUAGAUGCCCUUGCUAAGCGAACUGAAGGUUACAGUGGUGAUGACCUCACUAACAUUUGUAGGGAUGCAUCAAUGAACGGUAUGCGGCGGAAAAUUUCUGGAAAAACCCCAGAGGAGAUAAAAAACAUGACCAAGGACGAGAUGUACGAGCCAGUGGCAAUGCGUGAUUUUGAUGAAGCUAUCAACAAAAUCUCUAGGAGUGUUUCCACCGCAGAUAUUGAGCGCCAUGAAAAGUGGCUAACCGAAUUUGGGUCUUCGUAAGAUCAGGAUGUAAAUGAUGCAUCUGGAGACAUGCGUUCUUUGAGCUUGUUUGCCCAUGUCCUUGUUCUAGACUUACAGCACAUAUCAUCCAUACCCUCUGAGCGGCAGCAGUAGUCUGCAUAUCCUAAAGUUGUAGAGCCGGACUAGAGUUAGUUUCGUUCCUACAUCGUUUUAGAUUAGGACCUCCUAGUAUUUUCUGUAAUUAUACUAUCAUUAUAGCACGAAGAUUGGCUUGUACAAAGUUAACUUUAUGCAUAUUUGGUGAUGAGAUCUAGAAGCACCAGAAUUAUUUUGCUUAGGUUAUUUCCACAGUAUCCAUCCUCCAGGAACCAUAUCCUUGUAAAAAUACCAAGCUCAAGGGUUUUCUGGAAAUCACCCGCCUUCACUUAAAUUCGACUUUAUUUGUGUAUACCACAAUAUGUUAAUACAAAGUCUUAUAUAAGACUUAUUGACUCAAACCUUA
Physcomitrium patens is the source of this 2692-nucleotide messenger RNA. The record is from RefSeq and is a predicted model, not a curated record. NCBI's taxonomy places the organism in Eukaryota, Viridiplantae, Streptophyta, Bryopsida, Funariales, Funariaceae.